Molecule: messenger RNA, 6833 nt
Organism: Uranotaenia lowii
Lineage: Eukaryota; Metazoa; Arthropoda; Insecta; Diptera; Culicidae
Exons: 11
Coding region: 629-6589 (1986 amino acids)
Molecular function (GO): transcription coactivator activity
Source: RefSeq, a predicted model, not a curated record
GAGAAACGGGAACAAAGAUCCUGAGCUAUGCACUUUUCGGUCGAUAUCAGCACGUUGCCGCACAUUCUUGGCUCGCACAGCAAUCGACAGUAGCCAUGACGGCCUAGGUAUAUCAAUAAAGCGUGCCAUCAUCGCUGCGACUCGUGAGACGAUCUUUCCGACUAAACCAUGUGCUUCUAAUCGUUUCAACCGUAUAUUAUUGUUGUGUAUUGAUGUUUUAUUUUACAUUAAUUAGCGCUACUAUUCCAACUGGUAACAGAUUGCGCAGACCUCAGAACAGAAGAAUGCAGUGAUGUCUCCGGCAGUAUCGGCUCGAAAGCUCGUGAUUAUAUUAGUGAAUGUUCUAUGAUUUAUCAUUCAGUGGCAUACCGCGAUCGCCAUCUGAUGUCGUGUUGCGUCCCAUUCCGUCGUCCGUGUCCAUGUCCGUGUAUCUAUUGCUGUGGGAAGUCGAAAUGAAACCGAUCACGGCGAAGAAACAACAACUUCAGUAGCAUAAAUCAUCUGGCGUCAGUAGGCGGGGGUGCUAUAGCAAAAGUGCUGAUAGUGAAUUGAUCGAUUUUCCAUAGCCUGCUAAGUUCCAUCCAGUUGCUUCUUGUGAGUGAUAUUUUUAUAGCCAGAGUGUCCAAAGAUGGAAAAAGAAAAAGUAAAGGCACAUCGGAAGCGUUCGUCCGAUUACAAACGGGAAAAUCUUCCGACUCCUCCGCCGGAUCCUACCCUCGGAAACACUGUGAUGUCAUCGGCCAGUGGCUUGGACAGCCAGCCAGACGAGACCGAUUCCGGCCUCGACAGUGAUCCCUUCAAACGGUUGUAUACUUACACGGAACGCGAGGGACAAUUUUUGAAAUUACUAUGUGAUAGUGAAACUGGUUCUAGUCUUCAUAAGAUCCUUCAUCCCACCACCCCUUCGUCACCAUCGGCAAUCAGCCACAGCAGUGUUAGUGGGGCAAAUGAGUCCUCAGAAAGCGUGGGAGGAACUUCGCCUAUCCCUACGGCACGCGGCGCUGAAGUUUACGGGGAAACGGCGUUCGAAUCGCCCAACGACUUCUUGAUGCUGCUGAAUCGCACUGGACCAUCAGUCGCGGCAGCACUAUCCACCAAAGGAGCUCUCGAUCAGCUCGAUCGUCUCCAUGAUCUCAUCAAGCAGCUUCUGAAACUUCAAGAACAAAACAUGCGCAUGCACUGGCAGCUCAAGAAUGUGGAAACGCUGCGGAAACUCAAGCUUAUGCAAAAUACGAUGAACAAAGAUCCAGAAUCGUUCUUGGCCAGUUCGCAUCAGCAACAACAACAUCAGCAGCCAGAAGAAGCUUCCGAUAAUGAUCUGUGGGACGCCGAAAUCGAGCAUAAUCUUGCCCUGCUAGAAACGAUCCUAGCAGCUGGCAACACUGCCAGCAACAAACGAAGCAGUUCGAAGAGGGAGCGCAGUAAAUCGGUCAUCAACGAGGACAUCUCCAGCUUCCUGCAGCACGUUGGUGGGUCUUCCGGCAGCAAGGAUGGUAGCCGGAACUACCCUCUGCGGCGUCAAAGUGCCAUCACCGACUUCAAGCCGAAGGUGUCCAAGUGGACCAAGGUGAAGGCCGCCUUCAAGUGGGAGAAAACGAGCGCCCUUCCGGUGCCGGAGCUGAAAACGGCUGACAAUCCGGUCGAGGCUCUGAUGAGUCCCGUCAACACCGAACUCGCACGUUAUCUGCGGGUGCCGUCAGUUCCGUGCGUCGGUAGUUCGGGCGAUUCGGUGUUCAGCUCGUCGUCGGGCAUCGUCAUGAGUGGGGGUUCUGGUCCGGGGACACCCGGUGAUAAUAGCCUGGCCAGCUCCGCCGAAGAUCUCGCCCAUUUGAACGAUGACAGUCGAACGGGAAUUCCAACGAAUAAACGAGAUUCGGUUAAAAGUGCCGACCGACCGCGGACUCACGAUGAGGAAUCCCGCCGGAGCAAAUCACUCGAUGGUGACGCAAUUCUGGAUCCCAUACGGCAGUUGGACAAGAAUAAAAAUAAGUCAGCAUGGAGUAAGGUGAAGGGUAUUGUGAAAAAUCAUCGAGGUUCACUAAAAUCUAACGGAUCGCAACGGAAUACCAAAAGUUCCAACAGUGUCGGAUGCAGCCGGGAGGCAAGUCCCUGCGAAUCGAUGGAAGCUUGCGAAUUGCAACGGGAUCGUUCCGAUUCGUUCUCUUCUAACCAAACUUCACCCGGUCAUCGGAACAAUACGCCUACCUUCCUUGCACUGCCAUCGGGAGACACGACGAGCUGUCCCAAUUCCCCCUGCGGAUCACUUCCGGCAACAUUUUCCAGUGAUGAUAACGAAUGGCGACCAGAGUGCAAAUUGAGACGUAGCGGGAGUGGCGAUCGAGGAACUUCUUCAUCUGGUAAGGAAACCGGUGGUGGAAGUAGAAAUUCACGCAAGAGUAAGCACAUCCCUGAGAUUGAAUCCGUACCUGAAGGAAUCCCGAUCGAUCCUAAGCACACAGCCAAGUUGAGAAAAUCUCCACCGAAGCCGUUGAAUCUGAAACAAGAAUCUCUAGCAAGUACCACCGACCUAUCGCUAUCAUCUCCUGGAUCGCAACGAGAAUACUCUAAGCAGUCGCCGAAGCGAAAGAGCUACGGAGGCGAUGAAACCUCAGCUCCAGAAAGCCCCUGCAAGGCGAUGGAAUUUUUCGAAGGAGAGCUGUUGGAAGAAAUGUCCAGUGAGGAAAUAUCCGACCAAAAUACUCCGCAUCGAAGGGCGUCGUUGAAGACACGAAACCUGCAACGGCAACGGGACGAAAUCAAGCGACGGUACAUGGAGCUGCAGAAAAAGUUACAACGGGAGUUCGAUGCUAAACAGCAGGAAUGGGACCGGAUACGACCGGCGGCCUUGUUGCUGACCAACAGUCCAAUAUUCUUCCUAGUGAACCAGCUUCUGCAAGAUUCUUCGCCGACAAGUCCCAAACGGGAGCAGCAGGCACCGAUCGUCGAGGAGAAUCUUUCACCUGAUUUCAAAAAGAAACUAGAUGAGUGGCGAAUAAAGCACGCACCUCAAUCGAAAAAGGAACUUCAACCAUCGUUGGCGGCUUUGCCAAAAGAACUGCAUGGUGAUCAGAAGAAAAAACCGACCACCGAUUGGCAACUUUGGAAGACGGGUCAAAUCAAGUUGGAAGGGCAGGGUUUAGCUCAGCUACCCAAUGCCAAGGAUCUUCCCGAAGAUUUCCAGAAAAAGUUGUCUGAAUGGAAACAGAUAAAGGCGUCAAACAAGGGCCCUUCCUACAGCACCCAAACCUCUCAAGUGAGCGAACACUCGAUGAAGAGACAGCAGAGCAAACCGACGGGAGCAAUACCCAAGAAGCCAAAAACACCGGACGAGCACAAGUCGGGCGAGGGACUGCUUAAGCUGAAAGCGUUGGUCGGCAGUGGUGCUGAAGCACCGAAGAAGGAGCUGGUGGUGCAAACCACCAAAGGGUUCAUAAAGUUCGAAGGAAUUUCACGAAAGUUCACCCGUCGGUUAUUCGAAUGGGAAAAAGCAAAGGGUAUAGGACCGGAGGCUUCAACCAUAGCUCUGCUGCAUCCAGGUUACGCUCCUGUCGUUGUGGAAAACAGUGACAAUCCGUUAGAAAACAAACGUGAGAAAUCUCCUGCCCUCGGUCGGUCUCUCUCGAUGGACAGUAUCUCUCCACAUCCUCCGGCGGCUUCUAUUUCUCACCAACCUUCGAGCCUUUCGUUGAACGAUGCUGACGAGCUGAAAGAGAUCAGCGAAACUGCGGGCAGUCGAAGGAUAUCGUCCAACCCCGAACUGGAGCUGUCGGUGGAACGAGAAGAACCCCGAGCGGUUCUGGUGGAAGUGGAGGAUGUUCAAGAAAGCGUCGAUCCCAUUGUCGAAUCAGUUGCUGCCGCUAAGCUGGUAGUCGCGAGUGGCCAGAUUAAACCAGAGCCUGGCUACAGUUCGAGACCAUCCAGCAACAGCAGUACAAUUUUGAAGGACUCUACCAAACUGCUGAUACGGCUGCGGGAGCAGGAUUCCGUUGAUCGGGACGAAGUGCGUCGUUUAAAGAUAGUGCUACGAGCACUGAUUGCCACCCUGCCGGAGUUCGUUGAAACUGGUUCCCGCGAUAGUAUUGCAUUUUUCGCAUACAUGAAAGAGCUCGCCUUGGAAAUUCUGCGCUACCUGUACAAGUUUGAAGAUUCUUCGUUGAAGGAUGCUUCCGAGAUUCUAGAAAAUGUUCAAACAAUCAACUCACACGUUGCUGACUUGAAGAAAUCACUCCAUUCCUAUAUGAAAUAUGCAUCGGGAAUAGCACGUCCAGAGGACGACAUCCCGAAGAUCAGUAUUACACCGGCCAUUGGAGCUCAAGCGACUAGUUCGAUACAGAAACCAAGCGACAAUCUACGAAGCAUGGCAACCAUAAACGUGACUCCGACUUUUGUUUGCAAUGCCGUUCGAGUUAACAGUUUGGAAAAGGAAAAAGAACGACCAAGACACUUUCCAAUCAGCUCAGAAUCCGACCCGGUACCACUGACGUCUCAUUCGCCCGAUUCUUCGACACAAAUUGAAGGCAGUUUGACGGAAGAUAAAUCAGUUGAUAACAAUAGUAAAAAGGUGGCACGAAAUUUGAGUAACGGUUCACGCAAAAAGACCCGAAUUAAAAGGAUGGGCUCUCGGCAAAACAGCAAAACAGAGAGUGACAGUAGUGACGAAAGCACGGCAAACUACGUAUUGGAGGUGCCUCGGAAAACGAAACGCAAAACAAGUCGGGCAAAGAAACCCAGUGACUCGACGGAAAAGUUACCUCAAACACCAGCACCACCACAAUCUGACGAUGUGGUAUUUAUUUUCAAGAUUAAGCAGGGUCAGAAGUCUGAAUCGACGGACAAACCGGUCGUGCCUAGUCAAUCGAUAAGCGUAACUGAAGAAAUUCUCAUCUCACCAACCGAAACAAGUGUUGAAAUGCAGGAAAACAAAACAAGCGCGAAUGCGGUAUGUUGCACAGCAAAUGUUCUAGUCAAAACGAAGCGGAAGAUUUUCUCCACUGUCGAUGGAGAACCGUUCAACAAUUCUCUGGUGAAUGUGGUCAGUCGAGAAGUCGAAUCGUCAAGUACUUCCGAUCGCAGCGAUCAACCAGAUUCGGGUGUGUUGAAGAACGAACAAAAAUUGGUGAUCAACUUGCCUCCGUUACCUCAAUCGCCGAGCACGCAACGGAGAUUGGAAUCAAAACUGGGCCCUCCUGGUAAAGAACUUUCGCCCAACAUUCGGCUCAUGAUUGCCAAGUACAAUCAACGACUGUCGACGGAGCGUUCCGGAAACUCUCCGCACAGUUCUGGAUCGUGUUCCCCGGUUGCAUGGCGAUCGCCGGUACUCGAUAGAAGGGUGAAGAUGCAAACUGAAAAGUACCAAGAAAGUAUUCAAAUAUCUAAGUCUGCCAGUGCGGGUAGUUUGCGUAAAUCUUUGCGACAGCUAGAAGCCGCUCAAAAAGCUUCCGAAGGUACGGGAGAGAUGAAAGAAACAGCGAAGGUUGUUAAAUCGUCUAGCACAGGAGCAAUUGAGAGUGGUAGACAGAAAAAAGAGGAGAAUGAUGACCAGCUCGAUAUACCGAAGAUGACUUUCCUAGCGUAUGACAGCUUGAGAAGAAAAGAUUCGCUCUCGCGAUUGGAGAAAAGAGAUUUAACACCAAGUGAAUCGGGAACUGGUAGAGUUGAGGUGUUGAAGAAAGAACGGUUGUACAAAAAGCGAACGGAAUCACCACAAGGGUUGGGAAGGGGUGUGGUUCGAAAGGUGCCAAAGGAAAAAUAUACCAGAUGUAGAUCCGUUCCCGGCGAACAAGUUGCCAUUCAAGAUUGUGUUGAGGAAAAACUUCAAGUCACUAGGAAAGCCGAUGGCAAACCACCAAGUCCACGUUUGGCCGUGCGGAAGAAAUCAACCGCCCAGGAUGCCUCACGAUCUGCACCGACUACGCCACUUGAUGAACAGAAAGGUUUGGUUCCGAUGAGUCAGCGAGCGUUGAAGCUGCGAAAGGCCAAAGAAGAGUUCCUUAGUUCAUCGGCUGCUCGAGCAGAUCAGCAGCAGGAGCAACACCAGCGUCAGCAAAUUUGGAACAACCGUAUCAGUCAAAUCAGUAUGGUUAGCACUAGUAGCGCGGAUGAUUCCGUAUUAAUGAAGAGUGCAAGCGCUGGAAUGAUAAACAGUGAACCGAUGGAUAGAGGCGAUGAAAGUCAGUCUGAGAACCUGUAUGAAUCGCUUACGAGAAAUCCCUCGGGAACUGGAGAUGAAACACCAUCUAGAAACACCAGUGUUCAUGGAAGCCGUUUUGGACUGUCGAAUUUAGCUUCCAAGUUGAGAAAGGUAAAACUGAGAAGAAGCAGCAAGGAUUUGAGUAAAAUGCAAACCAUAUCGACGCUGUGCAGACAAAGUUUGAUGGUCGACAUCAGUGGCGAAGCAAUGAAAAUGGGUAGCGAGCAGAACCUCGGGCAUCGAUCUUCCUCGACCGAACAGAAAGGGGAAACCUUGAAGAAGUCGGGAAGUGUGCAGGCGAUUUGCAAUCGUUUUCGCAAAACCAACGAAAGGAGCGAUGAGUUGAAAAAGAGUCGAAGUUUGGGAUUCCUGGAACCCGACCGUAAACAGUCCCAGUAGUGAAGCCAAAAACGGAUUUCACGUCUAAUAAAGUAUUACAAUUAAUCUUUGCUAGUGAGGAGCGAUCCUGUAAAGCAUAUACAUAAUUGGUUAUUUGUGUUUAUUGUACUAAGUACAGAGCCGGAGAAGAAAAAGAGAGAAACUCGUAAUAUUUGCUGUCACGUACUGAUUUGCAAUUGUGCCAAAGAAAUAAUGUAUGACAAUCUGAAAAUUUUCUAGCCACUUCUUCUGGUUAGUCAAUCGU